This is a messenger RNA of Trichoderma virens Gv29-8, 1782 nucleotides long. RefSeq lists its product as uncharacterized. The annotation marks the transcript as partial. The record is from RefSeq and is a predicted model, not a curated record. NCBI's taxonomy places the organism in Eukaryota, Fungi, Ascomycota, Sordariomycetes, Hypocreales, Hypocreaceae. The transcript has 3 exons.
AUAGAGGAUCCGUACACACUUGACCAGCUGACGAGCCCACGGGUCAACACGCUCGUGGUUCGCCCAUUGGUAGACAGGCUACAUGACCCUGAUGACAUGUCCAUAGUAUACUGCCUCCUGGCCAACCGUCUCCAAUUCCUCAAGGAGCAAACCGCCGCCGAACACCAAAGCGUCAGCCGCGCUCGCGCUACCCUCUGCGAAAUCGUCGCCACUAAAGUUCUCCGCAAGUUCCAUGAGGACAACUCCCCCGAAAAGGCGGGAAGUGCCGGCCUGCUCCGGCUGGCCAACGUCCUGGUGCAAGGCUUCGAUCCCUUCUCGGGUGCCCCCGAAGAUGUUGCCCUGGCCGGCAGAUACACGCAUUGGCCGGUUCAAGAGCGCGGCGGCAACGAGAGGAAGCUCACGGCUCUGGAGCUGGCCAUCUUGUCGGAGAGCAAAACCUUGAUGAGCUCGCCGGCAUGUGUGCGAGUGGUGAAUGCAGUGUACGAGGGCCGAGUUGUGUAUACGCCGAUAUCCUUUGUGGAUAUUCUCCCGGAUCAUUACAAACACCAUCCAGUGUCAUUGUAUGAUCCGCGCAAGGCACCGCUUCUGGAUCACUACAGACUAAUUGUUCCAAAGUGGAGGAGCUUGCUUGACCUGUUUGCCGUAUAUUCGAUGGGAUGGAUUCUUGACGAGUUUGCGUCCAUCAUUGAGCAUGGAUGGGCGGUCCACGCUCAAAAGACGUGGUCAUUCCUAGACGUAACGUUUACAUUCAUCUUCUGCGCCUAUUUCUUCACGCGGAUGUAUGACGUUUGGAUCCCCCUUGCUCCAGGCACAAGCGGCACAAACUCUGCGGCGUUACAUAUCCUGUGCGUUGCAGCUCCGGUACUGCUCACGCGAGUCGCCUUCAGCCUCAUGCCGGACAACAUCGUCUUCAUAUCGAUGCACGCCAUGAUGAAGGACUUUAUGGUGCUAACAUUCCUCACUCUGUGGUGCGUGGGAGGCUUCUUCCUGGCACUGCAGUGGCUGCUGAUGGCAGGACAGGGUGCAGAGCCCAAGUGGUAUACGGUUGCCAAAUGGCUUCUGUGGAUCUGGUUCGGACUCGACGGCACAGGCAUCCAAGAGUCUGUGCAGUUCCACGUCGUGCUUGGCCCAGCCCUCAUCGUGGCGUUUGCAUUCCUGGGCAACACGCUGUUCUUGACGAUUCUGGUUGCCGUCCUCACCAACACCUUUUCGCGCAUCGUGGCCGCCGAAGCCGCCGAGAUUCAGUUCCGUCGAGCGGUGCUCACUUUUGAAUGUGUGAGGAGCGACGCCAUCUUUGCCUAUCCGCCGCCGUCCAACAUCCUGGCUCUCAUCUUCAUGCUGCCCCUGAAGCUUCUUGUCUCGGCACGUACAUUUCACACCGUCCACGUCGCCAUCGUUCGGGUGCUUAAUUUCCCCAUUCUCUUGUUAAUCAGCUUGUAUGAGCGCAACUUGUUUAGAGCCGGCGAAUCAAAUCGCGGCGCCAAGUCGAAUCAGUUUCUCAGAUGGCGUUUCACUGGCUUCAACCCACAUGGCGACAUCGAGGCUGUCUUUGAAGCAGAUCCGCCGCCAGGUGCCACAGACGAGGCUGGUGAGCUGGACGGCCUAAGCGAGCUCGGAUUCACCGACGAUGGUAUCUCCAGGUCUUCGAGAGACAUUAGAAGGCCUGUGGUGUUUAGGCUAAGCAAUUCGAAAAGCAGAGAUGAGACACUGGAGAUGCUGGGUAGAGGAGGAAGUCCCGGGGCGGAGGGGGUAGGAGCUUCUCAAGGGACCGGCGGUUUAUGA